AUGGCCACCACUCCUAUCACCGCCUCCUUUCUCAAAGAAACCGCCAAGUCGGUCUACAUUGCACUGUGCAACAAACCUCGCCCAGAGUCACUGGUUGAUCUGCCUCUUUUCCAGAAACAUUUGUCGCCAGAGUUCAAACUCUACCAUGACUCUAAGCUCCUUCCGGACGGAGGUGGUCGUGAUGCCUUUCUCGCCCUGUGGAGCAAGAUGGCCUCUUCCAUGCCGGACUUGCAUAUGGAGAUACGUGAUGCAGUUGCCGAGGUUGAAGAUGCUGACGAGGGAAAUGGAAGGGUUUGGCUGUACUCGAAGAUUACGGGACUGCACGGUGGGGUGGAGAAGCUUAGUGUUGAUAUGAUGAAGUUUGAGAAAGGUGUUCUUGUGGAGGUUGUUGACCUUCAGAGGACUUUAUGA
Messenger RNA from Talaromyces rugulosus, 411 nucleotides. RefSeq lists its product as uncharacterized. The coding region runs from base 1 to 411 and encodes 136 amino acids. The transcript has a single exon. Lineage: Eukaryota; Fungi; Ascomycota; Eurotiomycetes; Eurotiales; Trichocomaceae. The record is from RefSeq and is a predicted model, not a curated record.